Molecule: messenger RNA, 1108 nt
Organism: Calidris pugnax (ruff)
Lineage: Eukaryota; Metazoa; Chordata; Aves; Charadriiformes; Scolopacidae
Gene: CDCA3
Product: cell division cycle associated 3
Exons: 6
Coding region: 1-846 (281 amino acids)
Source: RefSeq, a predicted model, not a curated record
AUGUCAGAGGCUGUCCAAGAGCUGGGAAGCCAGCAAGAAGCUCUCAGCCUGCUUCCCAACAUCAACCAGCUGGGACGGAGUCACGGGGGCGGGGCGGGGGGGGCCGCGCGGUCCGGCAGCGUCCCGGCCACCCCCGCCGCUCCCCGCAACAAGCACCUGGCGCACCUCUGCGAUCCCCGCUCCCCCAGCGCCGGCAUCCUGCGGACGCCUAUCGAGGUGGUGAGCUCCCCCGUGGACAGUCCGCAGCCCGCCCCCGCUGAACCGGCGGCGGUGGGCACCACCAGCCAGGACUGGGACCCGCGGUCACCCACGCCCGGCAUCUCCCGCACGCCCAUGAGAGUCGUCUCGAGUGACAGCGUGGAUUGCCUGGUGAAGCAGCUCAGCGAGGCCUUCGCGGAUGAGGCCGCCCCCCCGGAGCCGUCGGCGGCGACCUGCCCCCCUGAGGAUGCUGAGGAGCUGGUCCGGCGGAGCUCCCCGCUCCCAGCCGCCGCCCCGGGGGAAGAAGCAGAGAGGCUUCCCUCCCCAUCUCCCGGUGGGGCUCCGACUCGGCCGGCCCGUAUUGCCGGGCCUGGCUUCUCCUCGGGGAGCAAGCCCAUAAGACGCAAGACCAACAACAAAAUCAUGGCAACAUCUGGUGGCACUGGCCGCUCUCCCCUCAGCAUCCUACAAGAUGAUAAUUCCCCCGGUGCUCCCGCCCCUCGCCAGGGUAAGAGACAUGUGUUGGGAGAGAACGUUGCAGAGAAGAAGGAAGUGAUAGUGGAUCUAAGCAGGAGCCUCAAAUCUGGGAACUGUGCUUGGAGUAACCUGAACAAAGAGAACCAACAGUGUCCUUUUGUGGAGAACUAAAUAUUUCCUUUUUGAAGAUCUUGCUGUAAUUUGCCUCUAUGCUUUGAGAGUCUUCUAGGGGUGAGAAAUCCUGCAAUAGACUGGAACUCUGGACUUGUGGUCACUCUUCUUGCCUGUCCCUGCUGGGGAAAGGAGCACACUCUCUCCAUGUGCCUGUUUUUAUGUACAGUACAGACCCUGGCUCUGCUGUUGUAUAUCAGCUGUAUUGACUUACUGUAUGUAGAGUUCUUAUCUGUAGUGAAUAAAUUUGUAUUAAACCUUU